Drosophila subobscura is the source of this 1703-nucleotide messenger RNA. RefSeq names its product cell cycle checkpoint protein RAD17 (gene Rad17). The record is from RefSeq and is a predicted model, not a curated record. Gene Ontology annotation, molecular function: chromatin binding. Gene Ontology annotation, biological process: DNA damage checkpoint signaling; mitotic DNA replication checkpoint signaling; DNA repair. The transcript is spliced from 4 exons. Lineage: Eukaryota; Metazoa; Arthropoda; Insecta; Diptera; Drosophilidae. Bases 43 to 1647 code for a protein of 534 amino acids.
CGCCUUCUGUCAAGCGUUAGUGUAUUUAUUCUUAAAAAAACAAUGAGCGCACGAAAGAAAACAUGGAUAACCAGCGCUUUCAGCGAGUUUAACUUGACGCCGACCAGCGCCGGUUCGGAAGGCGCACCAGCCAAACGCACGCGAAGCGCACCAAGCGCGGCAAUCAAAACUCAGAGUAAACAAAAUCAAAAUUCAACGCCUACGCUGCCCACCGCCUCAGUGGAUCUGACGGCAGAUAAAGAUGAAGAUAAAGAAGGAUCAGAGGGCAGCAGCCAACCGCCACCAACGCUUAGGGCCAACUGGAUGGAUAGUUUCUCCCCCACCAGCAGCGAGGAGCUGGCGGUGCAUCCGAAGAAGAUUGGCGAGCUGCGGGAUUGGCUGCGCCACUGCGAGGCUGUGCGUAGAAAGGCGCCCGCACAGAUCUGCCUGCUAACUGGACCAACAGGCGCUGGAAAAACGGCCACACUGCGUGUGCUCGCCAAGGAAUUUGGAUAUCAGCUGCAGGAGUGGAUAAAUCCAGUGGACUGUGAGGUUGUCAAUGCGCUGGGCGAUCAACGCUAUGGCGAGUCGUAUGUGGGUUCCCACCUCGAGGCUUUUAGAAGUUUUCUGCUGCGUGCCUCGCGUUACAAAUCGCUGCUGGAUGCGCAGAACAAGCGACUGCUGCUGGUAGAGGACUUUCCCAACAUUCUGCUCAGCGAUUCCGAGGCUAACUUUGAUGAAUUGCUGGAGCAAUACUCAGAGUCUGGAAAGUCCCCAUUGGUGUUCAUCGUAGCCGAUGCCAAGUCGCGUGGCCUCAACAUCAGCUAUAAGCUAUUCCCGGAGCAAGUGAAGGCCAAACAUCGCAUCGAACACAUAAGCUUCAACUCCAUAGCAGCUACGAUAAUGCAGAAGUCUAUGAAGACAUUCUGUGCCUUUAUGCAGCAGAAGGAGAACAAGGCGCUGUAUAAAGUUCCUCCGUCCGCAGUUGUCGAUUCGAUUGUGGUCGGUGCGCAGGGCGACAUACGCAACGCGCUGAUAAAUCUACAUCUCAGCUCCAUGAAAGGAGUGCCCAACAUGCCCACCAAAGAACUGAACGUGAGCGUCAUCAGCAAGGGACGCAAACGCAAGACGCAGUCAACACUGAAGUCGAUUGGACGUGAUGAGUCCAUUACCGUGAUGCACGCACUUGGUCGUGUUAUGAAUCCAAAGUUCACCGAGGACAAGCGCUUGCAGCACAGCCCCGAGGUCUUAACCGAAGCCUUUCGGACGGAGCCGCGAAACUUUGUCAAUUUUAUACACGCCAAUUAUCUGCCGCAUUUCCGAGACAUUGAGGAUGUUGUGCCCGCCAUUCAUGAUCUCGGUCUGGCAGAUUGCAUGCUCAACGAGUAUCGUGAGGAUGCGUUAUCCCUCAUGGGUCUCAAUGUCGCUAUACGCGGCAGCAUGCUGGCCAACAGCGCGCCCGUCAGCGGUUGGAUGCCCAUACGCGGUCCAAAGCGCAUCAAUUGGCAGCCGCUGGCCACACUGGCGGAGCAGAAGCUUUUGGGCACGCGAUAUGCAGGCACCUCAAAAGGUAUUUACGCCACCGAAUACAAAUCCUUUGUGAAGUGCAUAGCCGCCAAAAGACCUGAAGAGAUGCCAACAGAAAUUGAACUUUCCAUAGAGGAUUAGCUUAGAACAGUUUUUAGAUAUUUAAGUGCCAGUGAACGUUGAUUAAAUUAUGAAAA